CAGCUGUAAACGUAACACUCCAUUUUGAGAUAUACUCCAUUAUUAAUAAUAUGGUCUAUUUAUAUAGUAUUCCCAUGCAUUUGUAUUUCUUGUUUCAAGAAUCUUCAUAUAGUAUCAAUAAAUUGUCUUUUUGGUUAAAGGUUUUAUCAACUAAAUGAUUAGUCUCGUAACGGCAGUCGGUAGACAAUUAAAAAGAAAGGGUUAUGUGAGUGAGAGAGAGAGAGUCUUUACUAUAUUAUAUAUUCUCUCGUUUGCAUUUUGUUGAGUCUUCUUCUUACAAUUUUUCUUCUUCUUUUCUCUCCAUUGAAAAACAAAAAGGUUUUUUUGUUGGUAUUAUCAAUACACCAAUCAACUAUACUAACACCAACAACAACGAGUCAUGGUGAUGAAAACGACGCCGAAGAGUUAUUUGGUGGCAGCAGUUGCCUUAGUCAUCGUUCUGGUUAUGUAUCUUCAUCUCUUGUCCUCCGUGUCCGAUCUUCAGUUGAUUAGUUCGCUGAGUUUCCCUCAAGGCACGUUACAACCCACAUCGGAAUCCAGAAGAAUCGAGCAGGCCCCACAAGAGAUAACAUCAAUCACAUGUGACCGUUCCCACACUAACUACGAUGUCUGCUCAAUCAACGGCUCCUGUAGUCUUAACCUCAGAACCGGGACUUUUACUAUCAUGGACCCCACCUUCGCCACAUCAGCACCACUUGUCGAGAAAAUCAGGCCAUACCCAAGAAAAACUGACAACUGGAUCAUGCCUAAAAUCAAAGAGCUAACACUAACCUCAGACCCACUGGGCCUAACCCGACAAUGUGACAUAACACAUGACUCGCCGGCGAUUGUUUUCAGCGCCGGAGGUUACACCGGAAGCAUCUAUCACGAUUUCAUCGACGGUUUCAUUCCGCUUUUCAUCACCGCCAACUCGGCUUUCCUCGACCGCGAUUACAUCAUUGUGGUAGUGAAUCCUAAGAAGUGGUGGAUGCCAAAAUACAUCGAUGUUUUAGGUGCGUUUAGCAAACACAAAACCAUAUUACUAGACAAAGAAAAUGCUUCUAUUACACAUUGCUUCACUUCAGCCACCGUGGGCCUAAUUUCACAUGAGCCUAUGACAAUAGACCCAACCCAGAUACCCAAUUCCAAAUCAUUAGUGGACUUCCACAAUCUCUUAGACAAAGCCUUCAACACAAACCUAUCAUCUCUCAUAACCCACAAGCCUCGUCUCAUAUUGGUCAGUCGAUAUGGUAACAACAUUGGUCGAGUGAUAUUAAACGAGAAGGAGAUCAAAGAGAUGCUUGAAGAUGUUGGAUUCGAGGUAAUCAUAUUUAGACCAUCGAAGACUACGAGUUUAAGAGAAGCGUAUAAACUCGUAAAGUCGAGCCACGUGAUGGUCGGGGUUCAUGGUGCGGCAUUAACACAUUUGUUGUUUCUUAGACCCGGUUCGGUUUUGGUUCAGAUUGUUCCGGUUGGGUUAGGUUGGGUGGCUGAAACGUGUUUCGAAUCGCCGGCUAAGGCAAUGAAGUUGGAGUAUAUUAAGUAUCCGAUUAACGUGGGAGAGAGUAGCUUGGUAGAGAAGUAUAGUAGAGAGGAUUUGGUUUUGAAAAAUCCGAUUGCUUUUAGAGGAAUGGAUUGGAAUUCAACUAAAAUGAAUGUGUAUUUAAAAGAACAAGAUGUUAGAUUAGAUGUGAAUCGGUUUCGUAAACAUAUGGAUGAAGCAUACAAGAAAGCUAAAUCUUUUAUGGAUAUAAACGGUUGAUUUACGUUUGUGAAUUAUGAACUUUUAAUUUUAUAUAUAUAUAUUAUUUUUGUAGCUUUCGUGAAUUUGCCAUGUGAUUAAUGUUAAAUCGAUCUGAUUUGUACUAAAGUGAACCAAAACUAAACUGAAAUUCAGAUUGAGCGUUGCUUUGUAAAAAC
Molecule: messenger RNA, 1899 nt
Organism: Thlaspi arvense
Lineage: Eukaryota; Viridiplantae; Streptophyta; Magnoliopsida; Brassicales; Brassicaceae
Source: the annotation of a GenBank genome assembly